Cajanus cajan (pigeon pea) is the source of this 2329-nucleotide messenger RNA. Its product is annotated as putative NOT transcription complex subunit VIP2. The record is from RefSeq and is a predicted model, not a curated record. Gene Ontology annotation, cellular component: CCR4-NOT core complex. Lineage: Eukaryota; Viridiplantae; Streptophyta; Magnoliopsida; Fabales; Fabaceae.
CAACGUACGAAAGGAAAAAAGUAAAGAAGAAGAAGUGACGCAGUAGAGAAUAAAGGAGGAAAAGAUGGAUCUCGUACGAAAAGAUAAAUAAGAAAUGAUGCAGUAGAAGAUAAAGGAGAAAAAGAGAUCGCACAAAAAUUCUAGGGUGUUCGUGAAAAAGAGAAAAUGCAGAAUAUAAAGGAAGAAAAAGAAAGAUCAAACGUUAGGUUUACCGGAGAAGCUCUACGGGAAAGAAAAAUGUGUUGGGUUCCUUUCGUAUGCUCUCAUAUGGAUGAACUUGGAGAGUGCUGGAGUGAGAUGAAAAAAUAAACAAACAGCUCCAAUGACAAUUCAAUAUACUCACUAUUUUUCACUCAAGAAAUGAUAAGAAAAGAGAACGGAGGUGUAGUUUUCCUUUUCUUCCUCCCCUUCUUUUUUCUUUUUUUUUUCUUCCCCUUCUUCCCUUCUCCUUAUAAGAAGAGAAUGUGUAGAAGACCAAAAACCAUGCUGCCCAAGAGUGAUAACUAGCUUAGUUUGUAGUCCCAAAACCACUCUACGCACAUGUCACAAAAGCCAAAUUGCUUAUACUAAAAUAGUAACUGUAAAAGACAAAGAAAAAAAAGUCAUACUAGCCACAAUAUAAAAAACAUGUCCGUUGAUACAAAGAGAGAUUUGACUUCCUUGUUCUUUGUCUUUUAUGAUUCUUUCCUGUAUAUAUAUUGUUAGAGUUUAAAAUAUGGGCUGUAAAAUAUUUUUAUUCUUGAAUCAUUGAUUUGAAAAUUAGUAGAAAGAUUAGUUGAACAAAAUUGGUGUAUACAAUUUUGAUUCAUUUUCAUUGAAUAUGUAUAUAUAGUUUUAAUUUCUAGGUUGAAGUAUGUGACCUUUUUCUUUUAAGUUUGAAGUUCCUGCUUGUAUUUUUUCUUUAAAUUCAAGUUUAAUCACCUUGUCAAGUUUUUGGACUCAUAGUUAGUGCUAACUGUUCUCUGCUUGCAAUUUACUGGUAGUUGCCUCUUUAUGUAUGGUUAGCAUAUGGUUGAUUGUGUGCAUGUUGGAUAUAUCACAUGGAAUUAGAAAUUUUUUUUUGUAAGUUUUCAUAUUUUGCUGUUGUUGUAGUUGUAUCUUGUAAGAUAUUGAUUUCCACUUCUAGCACAUGUCUAUCUUUAAUGUAAAUUUUAAUAGAGUUCUGUUUGCAUUCUUCUUUGAAUGGGUCUGCUUCAAAUCUUCUAGAUGGUGUUGGAUGGCCCUUUGCUACGACAUUCUCUGUUAUAUAAUUGUCAGGUUCUUGUUGCAAGUUCAAUUCAGGGAUUGCACAACAUUCAUGGGAGCUUUAAUGUACCCAACAUGCCCAAUACACUUGCAUCAAGAAACUUAACAAUAAAUAGCGUUCUAACUAGGGGAACUCAACAACCUUCGGCAAGCCUUUCUAAUGGAAGAUUUGCAUCAAAUAAUCUACUUGUUGCGCUCUCACAGCUAUCUCACGGAAGCUCCCAUGGACACUCAGGAGUCAACAGUAGAGGAGGUAUAAAUGUUAUAAGAAAUCCUGGAUUUAGUAGUAGCACAGAUGGAGUUGCUGGUCCUAUUCCUAGGAUUCUCCCAACUUCUGUUGCAAUUGGUAACCGAAAUACUGUUCCAAGAUUGGGACUGUCCCUAAUUUUGGGAAAUGCAGGUCCUCGAAUCACUAGUUCGAUGGGAAACAUGGUUGGUGGGGGGAACAUUGGGAGGAUAAGCUCUGGAGGAUUGUUUAUUCCAGGUCUUGCUUCAUGUCUAAAUUUAAGUGGAAACACUAGAUCUGGUGGUUUAGGCCUACAAGGACAAAAUCGAUUGAUGAAUGGUGUGCUUCCGCAAGUUCUUGCGGCACAAUAAUGGUAUGACUUAGUGGGUUUCACUGGAAACACAAUCAAGAUGGUGUGGGGAGGCCGCAAGAAACGCCAUUGUAUUAUUGAGAAUUUUCUUAAUCCGGUCCUUUCUCUUUAAAAACUUGACCGACAAAUAUAUUUUGAGUCGAUUAAAUUCAUUGAGAAAAAUGAGGUGAUUAAGUCAUUUGAGUUAUAGUAUUUUUAAAAGCACAAGAACAGUGUUAACAAUUCACCUUUUGAUAUAUUUUUUAAUACAUUAAUGUUAGAUAAAGUUUAUUAAUAUCACAAGAAAAUGUUAACUAAUUUAUGAAAACAUGUUUAAUAUUUCAUUUGGUUGUCCUUAUUAUUUUUCAUUUGGUUGUUUGUUCUUGCUAGUGGCCAUCCAAUGUUUGUAGCAAUUGCUUUUAACUUUUAAAGCUCUAUUUCAGAGACAAACUUGUCGAAAUUUGAUGAUCAGAGAAAUUCAACUAAAUGCCUAGUGUCGAUAGUCAGAU